AUGGCAUCCGCUGCUGCUGCCAAACGCCUCGAGGGCAAGACCGUGGUGAUCACCGGCGCCAGCUCCGGCAUUGGCCGCAGCACCGCGUUCGAGUUCGCCCGGACGGCGCCUCAGAACAACCUCAAGCUGAUCCUCACGGCCCGCCGUGUCGACACGCUCAACCAGAUCGCCGCCGACAUCAAGAAGGAGGUCGGCGAGGGCGUCAAGGUGCUGCCUGUCAAGCUCGAUGUCAGCAACCCCGAGGAGGUUCGCCAAUUCGUGCCCAACCUGCCCGCCGAGUUCAAGGACAUUCACGUGCUGGUGAACAAUGCAGGUCUGGUGAAAGGCAUGGCCAAGGCGCCUGAGAUUGCCGAGGAGGACGUCAAUGUCAUGUUCGCCACGAACGUCACAGGCCUCAUCAACAUGACCCAGGCCAUCCUGCCCAUCUUCAAGCAGAGGCCCAACGGCGGCGCGGGAGACAUCAUCAACAUCGGCUCCAUCGCUGGUCGUGAGCCCUACGCCGGUGGCAGCAUCUACUGCGCCACCAAGGCGGCCGUCCGGAGCUUCACAGACGCCCUUAGGAAGGAGCUGCUCGCGACUAGGAUCAGGAUCAUCGGUAUUGACCCGGGCCAGGUCGAGACGGAGUUCUCUGUCGUUCGCUUCUACGGUGACAAGGCGAAGGCCGAUGCCGUCUACGCCGGCGUGGACCCAUUGACUCCUGACGACAUUGCUGAGGUUAUCGUCUUCUCCGCCACGCGGAGGGAGAACGUGGUCAUCGCGGACACUCUGAUCUUCCCAUCACACCAGGGAGGAGCCGGGGCCAUGCACCGGAAGUCAUGA
Diaporthe citri is the source of this 819-nucleotide messenger RNA. RefSeq lists its product as uncharacterized. The transcript is spliced from 6 exons. Gene Ontology annotation, molecular function: oxidoreductase activity. The coding region runs from base 1 to 819 and encodes 272 amino acids. Gene Ontology annotation, cellular component: cytosol. Lineage: Eukaryota; Fungi; Ascomycota; Sordariomycetes; Diaporthales; Diaporthaceae. The record is from RefSeq and is a predicted model, not a curated record.